Lindgomyces ingoldianus is the source of this 1413-nucleotide messenger RNA. Its product is annotated as terpenoid cyclases/Protein prenyltransferase. Bases 1 to 1413 code for a protein of 470 amino acids. Gene Ontology annotation, biological process: protein farnesylation. The transcript is spliced from 2 exons. NCBI's taxonomy places the organism in Eukaryota, Fungi, Ascomycota, Dothideomycetes, Pleosporales, Lindgomycetaceae. The record is from RefSeq and is a predicted model, not a curated record. Gene Ontology annotation, molecular function: protein farnesyltransferase activity. Gene Ontology annotation, cellular component: protein farnesyltransferase complex.
AUGGCCUCUUCACAGGCUCCGUCCUCAAGAUCUGGGGAAAUCACGUCACCGGGAAACCGGGUUGAACAAAUUUCAGAUUCGGACUUUGAGGAAGAGCUCAACGGGACAGCCAUGUUGGAUAACGCUGAAUAUCUCAGCCGCAUUACCCCGCCCCUGCGAGAUAUGCUAGAGACCGGAACCUCCCAGGUUCAGGACGAAACGCUCGAAGCCAUCCUCCCGUUCUUGGAGGGCAACCCUAAUGACUUCGACCUCAAUUCUCAAGGCAUUCCAAAACUUCAGCGCAAGAAGCAUGUUGCUUUUCUGGAACGUGCCUUGGGUUAUUACCCACCACAGUUUGCGGCCAUGGACGCUGCUCGACCUUGGCUUCUAUACUGGACUUUACAAGGCCUAACUGCUCUGGGAGAGGAUGUCUCCCAAUAUCAGGAACGGGUAGCGGACAAUUUCUCCGCAGCACAACACCCUAUGGGCGGCUACGGUGGUGGCCAUGGCCAGUUGCCACACCUUGCGGCCACCUACGCCGCGGUUUUGUCCCUGGUCAUAGUCGGUGGGACUGAAGCCUACGACUCCAUCAACCGCAAAUCUAUGUGGCAAUAUCUUGGCCAAAUGAAGCAAUUGGAUGGCGGUUUCACCAUGUCCCCAGGUGGUGAGGAAGAUAUUCGCGGAGCUUUUUGCGCAGUAGUUAUACUGUCUCUACUCAAUCUCCCCCUAGACCUCCCUCCAGACUCCCCAGCACGUGCCCAUGGCCUGAGCUCUUUCAUGGAUAAUCUGGGGGACUGGGUUUCACGAUGCCAAACCUUCGAGGGAGGUAUAUCUGCUGCUCCAGGGAAUGAAGCACAUGGCGCGUAUGCUUUCUGCGGAUUGGGUUGUUUGUCAGUCAUGGGUCCACCGCAAGAAACUCUGAACAAGUAUCUCGACAUGCCCUUGUUGAUCCACUGGCUUUCCUCACGGCAGUGCUCGCCAGAAGGUGGGUAUAACGGCCGUACCAAUAAGCUUGUGGAUGGAUGCUAUAGCCACUGGGUCGGCUCCUGCUGGGCCCUUGUCGAAGCUGCGGCCGGGAAGAAAGGACUUUGGAAUCGCAAUGCUUUGGGGCGUUACAUCCUCUCAGCUGCGCAGUUCAAGAAAGGCGGCUUGCUUGAUAAGCCCGGGAAAAGGCCUGAUGCAUAUCAUACUUGCUACAAUCUUGCCGGGUUAAGCGCUGUGCAACGGAUCUAUAUAUUUGACGAAGGCAGGCAGAGAGGUGUAGGGAAUGGAGAUCUGGUGGCCCCAUUUCAUUGGAAAGAGGAUGGGUUAUACGAUGGGGAUAAGGUGUGGGACAAUGAUGAUGUGGUAGAUAGGGUCCACCCUGUCUUUGUGGUUCCGUGGGGAAAGGCUGAGGAUUGUAGAUUAUAUUUUGAGCGUAAGGAGUGUCUCUAG